Punica granatum (pomegranate) is the source of this 2936-nucleotide messenger RNA. Lineage: Eukaryota; Viridiplantae; Streptophyta; Magnoliopsida; Myrtales; Lythraceae. The record is from RefSeq and is a predicted model, not a curated record.
UCAACUUUAUGCAGCCGCAGGCAGCAACUCAUCCCCGUUUAUAUAAUCUCGGCGGUGCUCCGUCCCUUCCUCCAUCUUCUUCUUUUUAUCUUCACCAUCAUUAAUGAGCUUCCGCUGUUUGGAGACCAAGAAUCUUGUUGUCGGGCCCUCGUCCUGUUCUUGAAUGUCAGUAAAACUCCCGACUUUCUGUCAAGAAUCUCCGUUAGAUCUCCAACACCACUUUUGUCCUUCGUCAUCUACGUUGAAAGAGAACCCACUCUCCUAAUUUCAUCAAUUCCCUGCUGGGUUCCUCUCUUUCUUCCGUUCUGGGAGGAGGGUCCGGCUAAAGUAUUCUCCUUUCCUUGAAAGAGUCCUCUUUUUGAAGGAAAUCAGCUCUCAUGGAGAGGAAAGAGACGAAUGAGGUGGUGGUUGUGAUCUCAGGCAGUGAACGUGAGAGGAACUCGUCGCCGAGUGCUCAGGUAGGUACAUCGUUAAGAACCAAUGUUGAGCUGACAGAACUGAAUACUCGCUCGAGUGGCUCUUCUCCGCAAGAGUCGAGCAAAUCGAGCCAGUGCCCGACUCCGGGUAAGCCCCCGAGGGCCCCGGGCGACACGCUGACCAGGAGGACUCUCUCGAGGUCCUCGUUCUCGAAUCCGAAAUCGAGGUUCGAGGAGCCCACGUACACUACUAAUGUGGAGGAGCCGACCCAGCGGAAGAAUGCGAGUGGUUCGCCCUUUAGGACCUCACCGAUGGCAUCUCCUCAGAACACGAAUGUGAAAGCGGGCUCUCCUAAAGAGAAUCUGAAGUCGGCCCCGGUCACGCCCCGGACACCUUUGAUCCCACUCGGCGUUGACGGGGAGGACGAUGAGGACGAGGGUGAUGAGGUUUACCAGACAGCAAACCUCAAAGUUCAGGAAAUGUCUGGUAAGAAGUUCAAGAAGGUUGUCUUUUUGGAGUGGGCCGCUUUCGCGUGCAUAAUGGGUGUUUUGAUUGCUAGCUUCACGGUCCACAGAAUGCAUCACGCGGAGAUUAGGGGCUUGAGACUGUGGAGAUGGUGUGUUCUUGUUUUAGUAAUAUUCUGUGGGAGAUUGGUCACUGGAUGGUUUAUUAAUGUGCUUGUGUUUCUGAUUGAGAGAAACUUUUUGCUCAAGAAGAAGGUUCUGUACUUUGUUUUCGGGCUAAAGAAGAGUGUCCAAGCUUUUCUAUGGCUCGCUCUGAUCCUCUUAGCGUGGGGCCUUCUAAUAAGUCGGGGCGCUGAGCGGCCGAAGAACACGACCAGGAUACUAAACUAUAUCACUAGAGGUCUCGCUGCCUGUCUAAUCGGGGCAGCUAUCUGGUUAGUUAAGACUCUCUUGAUAAAGCUGCUGGCCUCGUCUUUCCAGUGCACGAGAUUCUUUGAUCGGAUACAGGAGUCGAUCUUUCAUCAGUACAUCGUGAGGACACUCUCAGGCCUGCCGCUAGUGGAGAUGACUAAAAAGGUUGGGAGGUUGAAGUCUGAUAAUAGUGGGAGGCUGAGCUUUAGGAAGGUGAAGAAGGAUAGUGCCCGAGAGGAUGUGAUUGAUGUGGACAAGUUGCACAAGAUGAAGCAGGGCAAGGUCUCUGCCUGGACCAUGAAGGGUUUGGUCGAUGUGAUUGGCGGGUCCGGGCUUUCUACACUCUCUGGGACGCUCAAUGUGGAUGAUGAGGAUGACGAUGAGAGGAAGAAGAAUAAGGAGAUCACGAGUGAAUGGGAGGCCAAGGCCGCAGCAUAUCGGAUCUUCAUGAACGUGGCCAAGCCUGGUACCAAAUAUAUUGAUGAAGAGGACCUCUCACGAUUUAUGAAGAAGGAGGAUGUCGAUAAUGUAAUUCCUUUGUUUGAAGGAGCAGCUGAAAAGAGAAAGAUCAAGAGAUCAGCUUUGAAGAACUGGUUGAUCAAGGUAUACUUAGAGCGCAAAUCCCUGGCCCAUUCCUUGAACGAUGCCAAGACUGCAAUAGAGGAGCUGAACAGGCUGGUUUCAGGAAUCCUAGUAAUCGUGGUCAUUAUAGUGUGGUUGCUAAUGAUGGGAUUCUUGAACACUAAAGUGCUUGUGUUCCUCUCAUCUCAACUCCUGGUUGCGGUGUUUGUGUUUGGCAACACUGCGAAGACUGUAUUCGAAGCAAUCAUAUUCGUGUUCGUGAUGCACCCAUAUGAUGUGGGGGAUCGUUGCGUGAUCGAUGGAGUUCAGAUGGUUGUUGAAGAAGUGAACAUUCUGAAUACUGUCUUCCUGAAAUACGACAAUGAGAAGAUAUUUUACCCGAAUUCGGUCCUCUCGACAAAGCCCAUCAGCAACUUUUACAGGAGCCCUGAGAUGGGUGAUGCUGUGGAGUUUGCUAUAGACUUCUCCACUUCCGUCGAGAGUAUUGCGGCUUUCAAGGGCAAAAUAAAAUCGUACAUAGACGGCAAACCCCAACACUGGCGUCCCGGGCACAGUGUGGUGGUUAAGGAGAUUGAGAAUGUGAACAAGUUGAAAUUGGCCCUCUACGUUACUCACACGAUAAACUUCCAGAACUACGGUGACAAGAUCAAUCGGAGAUCUGACCUCGUUUUGGAGCUGAAGAGAAUCUUUGAGGAUCUCAACAUUAAGUAUCAUCUCCUGCCUCAAGAGGUUGUCGGUAAUAUCGGGCCAUUAGCUGCCUCCACCCGGUGACGUUGGCUUCAUAUCAGAGGGCAACAUAUGUGCCUUGUUUCGGGAAACAGAUGUACUUUGACAGUCUGCUUGCUUACUGAAAGAAUUUGUCGUUGAAUCCCACUCUUGAGAAUAAUAAGAUGAAUUAUUGAUCAAUACAAGUAGCAAAUUAUGUGAAAGCCGUGGCGGAUAUGGAAUUGGGGAGAAAUGGAAAAAGGAAAGGGGAACUGGGAGUGCAAUAAGGACAAUGCAAGUCGUACAAUAUCAAUAGACAAUGAGCCAAGGGCUUGGCCCUCCCUGGCUAUUCUCCCU